This is a messenger RNA of Rotaria sp. Silwood1, 2370 nucleotides long. Lineage: Eukaryota; Metazoa; Rotifera; Eurotatoria; Philodinida; Philodinidae. The record is from the annotation of a GenBank genome assembly.
AUGGAAGAAAAUAUAGAAGACUUGUUUGCUGCACUGACAACAACAACUUUAUCCGAUGAUAUUCUUUCUAAAAUAUCAAAUCUUCUUCAAGAAUUAGAUGUUCAAUUCUUAUUAAAAUUUAUUUCUGAAAAUUUUGAUUUUUUAUUUAAACUCGAACAUUGGGCUUGGAAAAUGCUUAGUGAAAAUACAUAUCAAUGGAUAAAUCAAUUCAAAUAUUUAAAAUUAUUUCAUAAUCUUGCUUCAUUUAAUAAAAACUUAAUUUUUACUUUGGAUACAAUGGAUCCAGAUAAAAAAGUUUCUCUUCUUUUUCCUGAAACAACAGAUUUGAUUAAUGGUAUAUUUGAACAAAUUCAAAAAAGUACUGAUGAACAUGAUCCAUACUUUAUUAUAAUUAGUCUUUGGUUUGAUAAUCUUUCAUAUUUCAUUCAUGAACAUACACAAUUUGCACUGGUACCAAUCAUUACUGACAUCAAUUAUUCUAUUGCAUGUAAAUUUAUGAUGACUGAUCAAUAUAAAUUUUAUUUAACUCAAUUGCAAACAUCACAAAUAUCACAAUCAAUAUUUACUUAUAAACAAUUAUUCUAUAUGAAAACAUGUUCGUUAUCAAUAAGUUCUUAUUGUUUUUGUAAAAAUCAAAAUUUUCCUUAUACUGGUGAUGAAAUUCUUCGUUAUUUUGCAAAAGAUUAUUUAAAUAUAAUUUAUAUUCAUAGUUUUAGUGUUCAAUUAUGGAGUAAAGAAUUACUUGGUUGUAUUACAUAUAUAAUGAGUUUAGUCAAUGUAUAUUGUUGUUGGGAUGGUGAUAAAGCUAAAUACAUUGCAAUACUUUUACCAUCCGAAGAAAUAUCUCAUGAACAUAUACAAUCAUUAAUACAUAUAAUUGGUUAUAAACCAUUGCAUCAGAAAAUUCAAACUCAACGAUUUAAUGAUGAAACAAUUCUCAUUGAUAAUAUUUUAAGUUUUUUAUUAGCUAUAUUACAUACGUAUGAUUCAAUUUCUUUUAUACGUUUUGAAACAAAUUUAUUAGAAAUACUUUUACCAUUAGCUGAAACAUCCGUAUAUGGUCGAAUUAGUCUAUCUGCAUAUGGUUUAUUAGGAGAAAUUGUAUGUGAUGAACAUUUAAAACAAGUCAAAAUAACUGAUAAUCUGUGUGAAUAUUUCUUUUAUAUGCUUGAACAAGCUUGGAAUCAUCCAAAACAAAAAUCUCAACGGGUAUUAAUAUCACAAUUACUUCGAGGUUUUUUAAGUCUAGCAAAAAAUGAUGCAAUACAACAAAAGGUUGCUGACACAAAGAAAGUGUUAUUUUUAAUUGAAAUGUGUGAUCAAUAUCCAAUAGUAUAUGAUAUUCUAUGGGCACUUUCAUUCAAUCAUGAUAUUCAACAACAACUUCGAUCUAAUCAAAAGUUAAUGCUUAGAUUAACUCAUUUAAAACAAGAAUUACAUCAAGAACCAAUGGGAAAAAUAACAUAUGGAAUACUAUGGAAUUUAAAAUCUAUGUAUGAAGAUCGUGAAUUAACAGAAAAAAAUGAUGAAACAAUGUUUGAUAUCAUGAUUAGUUAUUCACAUAAAGAUAAAUUGUUCUGUAAACAAUUAUAUGAUGAACUUAUUAAAAUUGGUUAUCGUGUAUGGAUUGAUUUUGAUCAAAUACAUGGUAAUGUUAUGGAUGCAAUGGCACAAGCCAUUGAAAAAUCAAAUAUAAUUCUAAUUUGUAUGAGUGAACAAUAUCGAAGAAGUAAUUAUUGUCGAGCAGAAGCAAAUUAUGCAUUUCGACGUCGAACUAGAAUUAUUCCAAUACUUUUACAAGAACAUUAUCAACCCGAUGGUUGGUUAUUAUUUCUUGUUGGUCAAUUACUUUAUGUUGAUUUUACUAAAUAUGAAUUUUCAGAAGCUAUGAAAAUGUUAAUCAAAGAAAUAAAAGCUCCUGUUUUACAAGAUGAUAAUCUUCAACAAAUCGAAUCUAGAGAUGAAAGAAAUAUUUUAACUUCUAAUUCAUCAAUACAUCAAUCAAGAUCAAUAUUACCUAUACUUUCAGAUAAUAUUUUAGAAUGGACUCCGACUGAUAUUCAACAUUGGUUAAUUGGACAUAAUCUUAUACAAAUGUCUCGUCUUUUAUCGGAUUAUAAUGGUUCAAGUUUAAUCAAUUUAAAUAAAUAUUUAACAAAUGGUGAAUCACAACAAAUUUUAAAAUUACUUCAAGAAGAUUCUCUUCGACGAACAAAUCAAAGUUUAUCACUUAUCGAAUUAGCUCGUUUACAAAAUCUUGUCGAUGAACAACAAAAAAUUCUCGAAACUAAAAGUUCUGAAAAAAGAACUAAAAACAAAAUUAAUGGUCGACUUAUACCGAGUAGUUGUAAUUUUUGUCAAAUAAUCUAA